Messenger RNA from Trifolium pratense (red clover), 1890 nucleotides. RefSeq names its product protein TOO MANY MOUTHS. Gene Ontology annotation, molecular function: protein binding. NCBI's taxonomy places the organism in Eukaryota, Viridiplantae, Streptophyta, Magnoliopsida, Fabales, Fabaceae. The record is from RefSeq and is a predicted model, not a curated record. Bases 31 to 1542 code for a protein of 503 amino acids. The transcript has a single exon.
CUCACACAACACAAACUCUAAAUUCAAAAUAUGACUAGUACCAAUUGGCCCCUUCCUCUACAUCUACAUCAAAAACUACUACUAGUACUAGUAUGUUUCACUAUGUUGUUAUUUUUGUCGGAUUUAGUAAUGUCUUUCACGGUUGAGGUUUCUGAUUCCAAUACCUCCACCGUUCCUUCUAGUUCCACACCACUAAUAGAUGGCAUUUCCACCAAGCAAGAUAAUGCUAGAACUGAUACUCGCGAACAACAAGCGAUUUAUGAUAUCAUGAAAGCGACGGGCAAUGAUUGGGCCAUUGACAUCCCUGAUGUUUGUCGCGGUCGAUGGCAUGGCAUUGAGUGCAUGCCAGACAAGGACAAUGUUUACCACAUUGUCUCCCUCUCCUUUGGUGCUCUCUCUGAUGAUACCGCAUUUCCCACAUGUGAUCCCACAAGUUCCACUAUUUCACCCUCCAUCAUAAACCUUCCUCAUCUUAAAACCCUCUUCUUUUAUCGUUGUUUUAGUUACAAUCCUCACCCUAUACCAUCUUUUUUGGGCCAAUUGGGCCCUUCAUUGCAAACUCUCGUUCUCAGAGAAAAUGGCCAUGUAGGUCCAAUUCCUAAUGAAUUGGGUAAUCUCACCCGUCUUAAAGUACUUGAUCUUCAUAAAAAUAAUCUCAACGGUUCAAUACCAGUUUCAUUGAACCGCAUAACCGGUCUAAGGUCGUUGGAUUUGAGUGUUAAUAGGUUAACCGGUUCCAUACCUGGUUUGACUUUUCCAAACUUAAAUGUAUUGGACCUGAACCAAAAUCGUCUAACGGGCACAAUCCCCUCUACUCUUUGGGAUUGUCACUCUUUGAUUAAACUAGACUUCAGUCGCAAUAGGCUUUCGGGCCCAAUUCCAGAUAAACUAACAGGCCUAAAUGACCUUAUGCUAAUGGAUUUAAGCUUCAACCGUAUACAAGGCCCAUUUCCAAAGUCACUAAAAAGUUUGAGUUCCCUUCAGGCCCUGAUUCUUAAAGGAAACCCAAUGGGCUCAACAAUAGUACCCGACGAUGGGUUUGAUGGCAUGAAGGGUUUAAUGAUCUUAGUUAUGUCAAAUACGAAUUUACACGGCUCAAUUCCAGAAUCGUUGGGAAAAUUAACGAACCUCCGUGUGCUUCAUCUUGAUGGGAACCACUUCAACGGGUCGAUCCCGAAAAGCUUUCGGAAUUUGAGAAGCCUUAGUGAACUAAGGCUCAAUGACAAUGGCCUAAUUGGGCCAGUCCCAUUUGAAAGAGAAAUGGUUUGGAGAAUGAAAAGGAAACUAAAACUUUCUAACAAUUUAGGGCUUUGUUAUGAUGCAAGUAGUGGUCUUGGAGAUAGUGUGGACUUUGAUUUUGGCAUUGGUUUGUGUGAGAGUUCAAGUCCAGGUUCAGGUAGAACAGUGCAACAUGUUUCAGAUAGAGAAAAGCCCGGCCCAAAGACGACAUUAAUGGAUGAUGUUUCAAUCUCAUCGGAUGCCUCAUUUACAAGGUCAAUGAGAUUGGCUACUUUUGUACUCUUUACAUUAAUUUUCUUGUAAGUAAGGUAUAUUCAUUUAUAGCACAUUAGCAUAGGAAAAGAAUCUAAGAAAGACCUUGUAAUGUUACUGCCAAUAAGUUGGAAAAUAGUUGUUGUCACCAUUAAUUAGAUACAAUGUCUCAUAAAUAAGAUAAUUAAACCAACUGAUCGAUAAAGGUUAAAUUUAUCUGAAGAAGCUAGACUUCCGCAACGUGAUGACCAGAACAAAUUUUAGUUGUCUGAAAGAGAUAUUCAUAUUUAGUGUCUAACAUGUCUCGAAUAAGUGUCUCAUGAGAGAGAGAGUUUUGGAUGGUUAAUUAUGUGCAUAGGUUUUUUUUUUUGGUACAAUUAUGUGCAUAGGUUUACUUGU